GCAUGACCAGGCCCGUUCUUUGCAGGCAGAGCUGCCCCCCCCUCAAGCGAGGCCACACACCGCAUGUACAUUGGGGGGGGGGGAUGAAAGGAGCGGCAUAUAUAGCCCACGGAGCCAGGAGGGCCGCGGGGAGCUGCAUGCCGUCUCUCUGUUCUCUGCGCUGGUCUCUGCGCUCGCUGGCUGCCCCUGCCCGAAACUCUCUUGGCUUCCUCCUCCUCCCCGCCAGCCAACCCAACCAGCCAGCCAGCACAGCUCUUCCUGUGUCUGCCAUCCCAUAGGGCCUGUCUCUCAGCCCUGAGCAAUACCCAUCGCGCACAGACACCAUGCUCCGCACCCUCAAGAGCUUCAGCCGGGGCUCCGGCCUGUCGCUCUCGAUCAAGCUCGACGACGCCGUCCCCAAGGAAAAGUCGUCCACCCAGUGCCUCUUCAUUCCCACCGGCUCUGAGCUCAUCACCGGCACCGUCGUGGUCCAGAACGCCAACCAAAAGGCCAUCCCGGUGCACAAAAUCAAGCUCAUCUUGGUCGGCGGCAUGGGAUGCGAGGAGCGGUCCGGCAUCAAGAACGACCCGCCGAGCUUCAACGCCGUCAAGGCAGCCUAUGAUACGCUCCUUCCCUGUGGCAUGUUCUUCAACAAGAGCAUCUUCAAGGCCAUCCAGAUGCUGUUGGAAAAGGGCGAGGUACCUCCGGGGCAGAGCACGUAUCCCUUCACAGUGCCCUUCCCAAAGAACGUCUUCCCGUCCUACAAAAGCCGGGCAGAUGCCGCUCCGAGGAUCCAGUUCUUUAUGUUUGUGGGUCUGUGGAAGACCAAGGGCCACGACACCGACGUGACCAUUUACAAGAACAUCGAGCUGGACAUCCGCCGGACCACCAAGUGGAUCAAGCCGGCGGAGGCCAUCUUCGAGGGAGGCCACCUUACAGGUGUCGACGUUUUCUAUCGCAUCACUCUGCCGGACCACAUCUACACCUCGUCCGAGUACUUUGACGUCACCCUGAGCUUCGAAAAGACCGAGGGCAUGCAAGUCAACUCCUGGCAAUCCGAGGUCAUGCUGGUCGAAGUGCUGACAGUCGACAAGCGGCAGUAUGAAUACAAAUACAAGCCCAUUCGCCCAACAGGCGACCCUCCCAGUGGCAGCAAGGACGGCGUCGGAUACUACGGCCCUGUUACCUUCCGUAUUCCCAUCAACAAGCUCUACCCCGACUUUUCAAACUCGGAUGCAGAGCCAGCGAUCUCGGUGAGCCACAAGAUCAAGAUCUCGACGGUGAGCGGCAAGUUCUCGACCUGGGUGCCGGUGGUCGUUCAGCUGGCCCAGAUCGGUCAGGGCCCGCUUCGAGCAGCAACAGCCUCGUCUCUGGCAUCGGACAGCCCACGAUCAACCAUCGCCCAGGCUCCGAGUCCGUCGCUCCUGGGAGCUGGUGCGGCCGAAAAUGGCCAGCCAACCGGCUCGACGCCUAUCUCGUACCAGCCGCCAUCGCAGGCCGCGCAGCCCUUCCAGGCCAUCGUCGCGGCGACUCGCUCGGUGUACAGCAUCCAAUCCCCCAACUCGGCAACCCCGGUGUCUCCCACCAAGGCAGAGCCUCCUUCGUACAUGACAUUCACGGGGAGCGAAAUGCAAUCGCCCGCCUUGAGUCUCAACACCGCGCAGCUGUCGUUUGGCUCGCCGCGGUCCUCGGUCAUGUCGCAGUCGACGAUCGUCCCGUCGAAUCGGGCCACCGCAAGCUACAACGGCCGCAACAGCCUCUCUCCCGGCGCAUACGAUGAGCUGCCGCCGGUGGCCCAGGACCCGCGCAGCCCCAACUUCUCGGCCUAUCAGCAGUCGCCAGCGACGCAGUACCGUAGCCCUGCGCUGUCCUAUGUGAGCUAUCAGCCUGGAACCCCGCAAAUGUCAAGGUCGGUGUCGUCGCCGGGUCAGUCGCUGCGCGGCAGUGACUUUUACAGCCCCACCAACACUCAACUCCCCGAACCACCGCUCCCCAACUUCCGGUCCCGACGGCCAAGCGCGGGCUCAAUGCUCGCGGCCAAAUCGCAACAGCAAUAUCAGCAGCAGCAGCAACAAUACCAGCAACAGCAACAGCGCCUGGUCGGAUACGGCGAGAGCUUUGAUCUGCCGCAGAUCCCGACGAGUCCCCUGGUGGUGCGCUCGACGCCGCUGAUGACGCCGCUGGUGACGCCGCUGAUGGCACCCAUGUCGCCGCGCUCGCCUGUUGGGGCACAGUAUGCCUCGCAAGCAUCGCCGGUGGGCUCGAAUGUGGUGACCCAAGCCCCAGUGGCUCGUGCCCCUGUCGACACACGGCUGGCUCAGUACUCGGGCCAGGGCUACGCUGGCCAGACCGACCCGGCGCCGGUGCCGAUGACUCCGCCUCGAUCGCCGUAUAUCGAUCGGCCGCUCAAGGUCCUGCGGCGCAACCCGUCACAGGCCUCGUCGUCGACCUCGGUGUCGACCUCGGUGUCGGCAUCGACCUCGUCAGCAUCGACCAACCGCUCGGCCGCGGAAACAGAGUCGUCGGCGGGAUCGCACCAGCGAUUCACGGCCCUGAUUCCUUACUCGCAGGCAGAGCUCGACCAGAUGUUGGUCGGCAACAAGAUCAAUGGCCAAGAGUAUCUGCGGAUGAGGCCGUUGGUUGCGCGCCUCGAGAAGCUGAACGAAAUGCUCCUGGACGGCCAGAUCCGACCGGCCGAGUACAUCGAAGAACGCAACAAGAUUAUCAAGUCGUGAGCACAUGCUUUGUGUGCUGCAUUUUGCUUUGGACCGACAUUGCUGCUCUCCUCCUCCUCCUCGCUAUUGUUUAUUCCCAAUGUGUGCUCCAAACGCUUACGGAUUUAACUUCCUGUCGGGUGCCGCCA
Messenger RNA from Polychytrium aggregatum, 2842 nucleotides. RefSeq lists its product as uncharacterized. The record is from RefSeq and is a predicted model, not a curated record. The coding region runs from base 324 to 2714 and encodes 796 amino acids. The transcript is spliced from 4 exons. Lineage: Eukaryota; Fungi; Chytridiomycota; Chytridiomycetes; Polychytriales.